AAGGAGUAAAUUUAGAAAAUUCCCAUUUUAUAGGGAUAAAAAUAUAUUAAAUAAUUUUGUCUAAAUAAAUAUAUUAAAUAAUUUUGUCGAAAAAAAAAUAUUAAAUAAUAAAUAUUGAAUAAUUAAAAUGUGUCUGCAAAAAAAAAAAGUCUAAAUAUAAUAAAUAAACAUUGAAAUAAAUGUGAUCCUGAACCUCGCCACUUCCGCCCACUGUUCAUCGUAGACUCCGCUCCUUGUCCCGCCCUGUUCGUUGCUCCGGGAGGACAGAUCGAUAACCGUCACAUCUUUUACUACCGGAAACUGGAUUUGAAAUGAAACUACACAUUUCCUUUUAAGAAAUUGCUGGAAGAAGUGAUAGCACAGCACCGAUGAAUAGCACUGGAACACUUAAGUCUUCAAGUUCUGAGUUGGAUCUUGAUCGACCCAACAUUGAGGAUUACCUCCCUUCAGGAGCAGCCAUUCAACAAGAACCUUGUGGCAAGCUUCGCCUGCAUGACUUGCUCGAUAUUUCUCCUACUUUAUCUGAGGCAGCUGGUGCUAUUGUAGAUGACUCAUUCACAAGAUGUUUCAAGUCAAAUCCUCCAGAACCAUGGAAUUGGAAUAUUUAUUUGUUUCCUUUGUGGUGUUUCGGAGUUUUUCUUCGAUAUUUGAUAAUAUUCCCUACCAGGGCUCUUGUGUUAACAAUAGGAUGGAUUAUAUUUCUUUCCGCCUUCAUUCCAGUGCACCUCCUAUUGAAAGGACAUGACAAGCUGAGGAGGAAUAUUGAGAGGUCUUUGGUAGAGAUGAUGUGCGGUUUCUUUGUUGCAUCUUGGACUGGGGUUGUCAAGUACCAUGGGCCAAGGCCUAGCAGGCGACCAAAACAGGUUUUUGUGGCCAACCACACUUCCAUGAUUGAUUUCAUUAUCUUAGAACAGAUGACCGCUUUUGCUGUUAUUAUGCAGAAGCAUCCUGGAUGGGUUGGAUUGUUGCAAAGCACCAUUCUGGAGAGUGUGGGAUGUAUCUGGUUCAAUCGAUCAGAGGCUAAGGAUCGAGAAAUUGUGGCAAGAAAAUUGAGGGACCAUGUCCAGGGAACUGACAACAAUCCUCUUCUCAUAUUUCCUGAGGGAACGUGUGUAAAUAAUCACUAUACAGUCAUGUUCAAGAAGGGUGCAUUUGAACUUGGCUGCACAGUUUGCCCAAUUGCAAUCAAGUACAACAAAAUUUUUGUCGAUGCUUUUUGGAAUAGUCGAAAGCAAUCUUUCACUACACAUCUGUUACAGCUAAUGACAUCUUGGGCUGUUGUUUGUGAUGUUUGGUACUUGGAGCCACAAAAUCUGAAGCCAGGAGAGACACCCAUCGAGUUUGCAGAAAGGGUUCGAGACAUAAUCUCAACUCGUGCUGGCCUUAAGAUGGUUCCUUGGGAUGGAUAUCUGAAGUAUUCUCGUCCUAGCCCAAAGCAUAGAGAAAGAAAGCAACAGAACUUUGCCGAGUCGGUGCUGCGGCGCUUGGAAGAAAAAUGACUUGCACCUUCUGUAUAUUAUUCUUAUUUAUGCCAUUCUCCAACCAUCUUUUUCUUUCUUUUCUUUAAAAUUGUAUGCCACUAUUUUUAUUUAGGUUCAUUUUGCAUACAUCCAGAAAAAGUUGCACAAUAAAAUUCUGCAAAGGAUGAUGUUUUCUUGUACAAAUAAACGAAUAGGAGUUAUGUCAAAAAAAAAAAAAAAACAAAUAGGAACUAGAUUUUUCAUGGAUGAUUAAUAUUGAUGGGGCUCUGGAUCUGAACCUUCAUUCAAACAUAUAGGCAGUAAUUUGUUCAUUAUACAUUAUUUUUUUUCGUGAA
Messenger RNA from Trifolium pratense (red clover), 1816 nucleotides. Its product is annotated as glycerol-3-phosphate acyltransferase 9-like. The transcript is spliced from 13 exons. Gene Ontology annotation, biological process: triglyceride biosynthetic process. Gene Ontology annotation, cellular component: endoplasmic reticulum. The coding region runs from base 369 to 1499 and encodes 376 amino acids. Gene Ontology annotation, molecular function: glycerol-3-phosphate O-acyltransferase activity. The record is from RefSeq and is a predicted model, not a curated record. Lineage: Eukaryota; Viridiplantae; Streptophyta; Magnoliopsida; Fabales; Fabaceae.